This is a messenger RNA of Neltuma alba, 1101 nucleotides long. RefSeq names its product L10-interacting MYB domain-containing protein-like. The record is from RefSeq and is a predicted model, not a curated record. The transcript is spliced from 2 exons. The coding region runs from base 148 to 1101 and encodes 317 amino acids. Lineage: Eukaryota; Viridiplantae; Streptophyta; Magnoliopsida; Fabales; Fabaceae.
AAUUUAUACAUAUUAUAUAUAUAUUAGAUAUUUCCUGUCAUAUUUAUUUACAAAAUAAACAUAAUAUUUCUGCAUUGUUGGAAGAAAAGUGUUCUGGUUCACUGUAACUCCCUUUUGCAUUCUUGAUUGACAUUUUUUAAUAGAACUAUGAACAAAGAAAAAAGUAAGGCAACAUGGGAUACAAGCACUACAGAGGUGUUACUUAAAGAAUGCAUGGAGCAAAUCUACCGGAAAAAUCGUCAAGGAACAUCAUUUUCAAAGACUGGGUGGAACAACAUUCACUCUGCAUUCAAUGCAAAAACAGGAAAAUCUUAUGAGAAGAAGCAAUUGAAAAAUAGGCUCGAUAGCUUGAGGAAGGAUUGGAGGACAUGGGUUGAUUUAAACAAAGAGACUGGUGUAGGUUGGGACCCUGUAAACAAUACAGUGGUGGCAACAAAUGAGUGGUGGGAGAAGAAAAAACUGGAGAAUCCCCAAUAUGAAAAGUUUAGGUACCAGGGGUUAAAGUUUGCUUAUGAAUUAAACACGAUAUUCAAGGGUGUGAUAGCAUCUGGAGAGGAUAUGUUGGCACCGUCUUUAACCCAACCUCAGACACAAGAGGAUGAUGAAGAGAAUGUGUAUAGAGUUAAUACAGAUCUCCUUGAAGGAUCGGGGGAUAGCGAAGAAGAUCUUGGAGGUGCUAGUGUAGGAGUUACGGAUGAGAUGGCAGGCGUAAACUUAACAGCAAAUACUGCACCUAGUGGUUCAGGAAGCCAUGGGAAGAGGAAGAGAGGUGAAGGGUCUAGCAGGCAAACAAAGCAAAAACUUCCGGCCUCAAGACAAAUAGCGGAUUCAGUUAGUGAAAUAGCUACUGCAUCUAAGGAUAGAGCUGCAACUCUUAAGAAAAUAAAAGAGGUAUCAAUUUCUGAGGUUACGGCCGAAGUGCUCUGCCUUGAGGAAAUUACAAGUGACUCUGAUUUCCGGAACCGGUGCUUAAGACUUCUGUUGCACAAGAGUGUUCGGGAAAUGGUUGUUUCACUAAAAGGACAGCCGGAAUACUUGGUUGCAUGGCUACAGGAUAUGGCAUACAAUCCACCAUCAUGGCUGAAACCCCCGCCUGCUUGA